AUGGCUUCCUGGAAUUCAGGUCCACUCGAACUCACGUACGAAUUGUUGGGUUGGUUUGCUUUUUCUUGGUGGUCUAUCAGUUUCUACCCUCAAGUCUUCUUAAACUGUCGCAGGAAAAGUGUUGUGGGGCUCAACUUUGAUUUCGUGUUGUUGAAUCUGACGAAGCACUCUUCCUAUCUCAUCUACAACGCCUCUAUGUACUUCAGUUCAGCAGUUCAGAAGCAGUAUUUUGAGGAAUACGGUCAUGGGGAGAUGAUACCUGUAGCUGCAAAUGAUGUUGCUUUCUCAGCCCAUGCGGUUCUGUUGACUGCAGUUACCUUGUUCCAAAUUUUAAUAUACGAGCGUGGAACUCAGAAAAUCUCCAAAGUUGCUAUUGGGAUUGUCUCAGUAGUAUGGCUUACUGCUGCAGUUUGUUUCUGCGUAGCUGUGCCUAAACACUCCUGGCUCUGGCUUCUCUCUAAAUUCAACACAAUCCAAGUAUGUAUGACACUUGUAAAGUAUGUUCCUCAGGCAAUCAUGAACUUCAAGAGAAAAAGUACGGAAGGCUUCUGCAUUUCCAACAUUAUGCUUGAUCUUUCUGGCGCCAUAGCCAACUACGGACAGAUGGUUGUGCAGUCCAUGGAUCAAGGUUCAUGGAACAACUUCUAUGGGAAUAUAGGAAAACUGAUGUUGUCUCUGGUGACUGUAUUCUUUGACACAUUCUUCAUCUGUCAGCAUUUCCUGUUAUAUCCUGCCAAGAAAACUGAGAAAUCGCCGGUGGCUUUUGUGGAACCGGAGGAUGAAAUCAAAGAACAUCUUUUGCCGUGUUCCGAUGAACCACCAACGGCAGACAAUGUGUAA
Molecule: messenger RNA, 840 nt
Organism: Neltuma alba
Lineage: Eukaryota; Viridiplantae; Streptophyta; Magnoliopsida; Fabales; Fabaceae
Product: cystinosin homolog
Exons: 8
Coding region: 1-840 (279 amino acids)
Biological process (GO): L-cystine transport
Cellular component (GO): vacuolar membrane
Molecular function (GO): L-cystine transmembrane transporter activity
Source: RefSeq, a predicted model, not a curated record